Papilio polytes (common Mormon) is the source of this 1439-nucleotide messenger RNA. Its product is annotated as limbic system-associated membrane protein-like. The record is from RefSeq and is a predicted model, not a curated record. Bases 142 to 1293 code for a protein of 383 amino acids. NCBI's taxonomy places the organism in Eukaryota, Metazoa, Arthropoda, Insecta, Lepidoptera, Papilionidae. The transcript has 9 exons. Gene Ontology annotation, cellular component: neuron projection.
UGGAAUUAGAAUUAAGGGUAGGCAGAUUUGAAAUUAGAAAUAAUUUAAAUAUAGUUGUAACCUGUUAGUGAUGUUACCGCACUUAAUGUGAAUUAACAAUGCAGUGUUUUGAGUGAUUAUAUUGUAAUAAUAUUCAUCGGAAUGAGGACCGGAAAAUCUUGCUUUUGGACCAUGCUGCAAGCGUUGGCUUUCCUACCAAGUAUGGCUUUAAAAGAUUCACAAACAACAACUAAAAGAGUAAUAGAAGAACCAGAGUUUGCGAGGCCGAUUGGUAACCACACAUUCUUCUUGGGCCGGGAAGCUGUCAUUGGUUGUGCUGUCAGCAAUCUAGGAAAACAUAAAGUGGGUUGGCUCCGUGCAGAGGAUCAGACAGUGCUGACGAUGCACGAUCGUGCGGUUCUCGGGGCGAGGUACUCCGUCAAUAUGGACGCCCCGCAUACUUGGCAGUUGCGUAUACGCCCUCUAAGGGCGGAGGACCGCGGUUGUUAUAUGUGCCAGAUAAACACACAGCCAACUAUGAUCUGGCAGAUUGGAUGUAUAGACGUAUACGUACCUCCGGAUAUAAUAAGCGACGAUACUUCAUCAGACGUAUCAGUACAAGAACUGGAGAACGCUACAUUGACUUGUAAGGCGACAGGUCACCCGCCACCGAAGAUCACCUGGCGAAGAGAAGACCAUGAACCAAUAUUGCUCAAGAAACCACAGACUAGAGAAUUCGAAAAGGUGGAGAGUUACGUGGGCAGUUCGUUGCCUUUGUUACGAGUUGAUAGACGACAAAUGGGUACCUUUCUUUGCAUCGCCUCUAACGACGUCCCACCAGCUGUCAGCAAGAGGAUAACAUUACUUGUUAACUUUGCACCGACAGUGAAGGUACCCAAUCAAUUGUUAGGCGCGCCAUUAGGCACAGAUGUCAAACUCAAGUGUUACGUGGAAGCCUAUCCUAAUACUAUUAACUACUGGAUUAAGAACAGAGGAGAGAUGCUUUUAGAUGGUCCAAAGUAUACGAUAAGAGAAGAGAAAACAUCGUACAAAGUAUCGAUGUGGCUCACAAUAAAGCAGUUCUCAAAAAGUGACAUCGGCACAUACAACUGUAUUAGUACUAACUCAUUAGGGAAAAGCGAAGGAACACUUCGGUUAUACGAAAUAAAACUGAAUUCUCCGUCUGAAGACUUUAAUAAUCAGAUUAGUGUUGCUGGAGGUCUUACUGAAGUGGCCAAAGCAAUGUCCGAAGAUCAAUCAAGCAAACCAUUAUUAACAAUAUGCUGUUUAGUGCUGUCAUAUAUAUUUAUGUAGAUGUUCAAACAUUGAAAUCCAAUUGUAAAUAGAUGCAUUUAUGCUUUACCGUAAUACGAGUUUUGUAAAUAAUUGUUAACAAAUGAAACAAUACAACGAUCAUUGUUAUGUUAAAAACGUAAACUGUAAUCCGACUCUUGCUUAGA